This is a messenger RNA of Lingula anatina, 1164 nucleotides long. RefSeq names its product fatty acid-binding protein homolog 9. Gene Ontology annotation, molecular function: lipid binding. The record is from RefSeq and is a predicted model, not a curated record. NCBI's taxonomy places the organism in Eukaryota, Metazoa, Brachiopoda, Lingulata, Lingulida, Lingulidae.
ACCAACCCGAUAAUUGCAUGUAUCCCAAGCAUAAUAGUGAUGAUGUCAGGCAAAAAAUCAGCGGCCUGGCCUAUCACAGCAGUUGAAUUUGGCGUACUACACUGCUAGGCAUUUAUAAAGCUCCUAGAAAACUCUAGGAAACCAGUCGAUCAGUAGAAGCACCUGCACUGGGUUGUGUGUAUUGAUUCUUGGAGCUUACGCCACAGUGAUCUCUCUCAGCACUGCCUGUGAUAACUUAAAACCACACAAUUAUAGCCGACAACACUCAACAUGACUCAAUUCCUGGGAAAAUGGAACUUUGUUUCUGUGGAAAAUUUGGAUGUAUUUAUGGAUUCUCUAGGUACAAAACCUGAGGUCCGCGAGUUCAUGCAGAACACCAACCCAGACAUGGAGUAUUCACAAGAGGGAGAUGAGUGGGUGAUGACUAUACACAUUCCUGGCUCUACUAAGGUCACAAAGUUCAAGCUAGGGGAACCCUUUGAUAACACAACACUAGAUGGCAUGCCAGUCAAAAGUACAGUUACAUUAAAAGACAACAAGCUUAGUGAAACCUAUUCUGCUGAUAAUGGCAAGGUAGAUCUCACAAGAGAAGUCAAUGGUAACCAGCUUAUUUCAAUUGCCUGGCACAAUGAUGUCAAGUGCACAUGGAUACACAACAAGGCAUGAGCAAUGGAUAACUUUGGAUAUUAUUUUUCUGGACAAAUGACAGAUAUUGCUUAUUUUUUGUAUCUUAAAGAAAGAGGCAACUGGAAAUAAUAGAGGGGUUAUUCUCAGAGGAGAUAACAAAUGAAAAUUGUGAUGAUGAUUGGACUGCAAAACAUGAAUAACAUUUUAAUGUGGCGCUAUUCAAUAGUGACUGUUUUAAACUUUAUGUGUGUAGUAAUGUGAUAGAUCAAGGCUUAAAGUCAUUCUAGGUAAAAUAACUGUAUGAUUGUAACUGUGUAUUCAAACUGUAGAGCAAAAUAUUAAAUGCUAUUAUUUAAUUUGUUCUCUUCUCAUCAUUGUGUCUGUUGAGAAAUGAUUUCAUUUUCUCUCUCCUAGUGCAAUUAUUGUUAAGCAGAUUUACAAUAAACUAAAUCAGCUCCUCUAAUACAAUGCUAUAUUGUCACAGGCAGUUCUAUAUGGAAUGUGUGCAUUUUUAUUAAAAAAGAAAAUAUGCUUCAA